AUGAUAUUAAAACAACAUGGUAAUCAUGCAACAAGUUGCAAUCGAGAUCAAAUUAAAAUAUCAUUAAGAAAAUUUCAUGAAAAUGUAACACAUCGUGCAAAAAAUACUCAAGAAACAACAGAUAUUGUAUUAUCACAAUGCAUAUCAAAAUUAGCUGAUUCAGCAAGUAUACGAUUAUCAUCAUUAGAUCAUAUUAAAAGAACAAUUCAACAACAUCGAAAAAAGCUUGAUUUACCACAAAUACCAAAUGAUGUGGAUUUUCAUUCUGUUCCUGUAAUUGUUCCUGCAAUAUUUUAUCAGCUUCAUGUGUUCCAUGCUGUACAUCGUGAACAUAUUAUUCCUGUUGCAUUUUGUUUACUUCGACGAAAAAACACCACCACUUAUCAAGAAAUGAUUAAUAAAAUAUUAGAAUUUGCACCAGCAUGGAAUCCUCGAACUAUAAUGCUGGACUUUGAAAAAACUGUUUUAAACGUUCUUUCAAAUAAUUUUGCACAAGUUUCUUUAUCUGGUUGCUAUUUUCACCUGCGUCAGAGCAUUCAUCGACAAUUACAGACACAAGGUUUACACAAACAAUACGAAGAUGAUGUUGAUUUUGCCCAUGGCAUACAUAAAACUGCAGCAUUAGCUUUUAUUCUUCCAAAUGAUGUUAUUAAUGCAUUCGUAGAUCUGACCAUCCAUCCCGAUGAUACGUUUCAAACUGUGUUAGAUUAUUUUGCAGAUAAUUACAUUGGUCGUUUUCGGGUAAAUAGAUCACGUGCACAACCACUAUUUACUAUUGAAUAUUGGAAAGUCCAUGAACGAACUAAAAAUCAACAGAUGCGAAUUAAUAAUUCAGCGGAGGUCUAG
Rotaria sp. Silwood2 is the source of this 846-nucleotide messenger RNA. Lineage: Eukaryota; Metazoa; Rotifera; Eurotatoria; Philodinida; Philodinidae. The record is from the annotation of a GenBank genome assembly.